UCUCACCAUCCGCGUCCGCCCCGACCUUUCCUCCCUUCCUUCCUCUGCCGGGUGGGCCACCCCCGGGUUCCCGGGCUGGCUUCUAUAAAUAGCCAGCGCGGCUGCCUCUCGUCUCCACACCACCCGCAGCGCCUCAUCAAAUUCCCGGAGUCCCGAAAACACAAGGAAAGGAUUGGAUUACACUUCCUUUCGCGUUUACGUUCGUUCGUUCUCGUGUCGUUCGUUGAUUUUUGGGGGAGUGAGAUCCGCCGAGACCGGAGUUUGAGCGAGAUCGAUGGCGGGCGGCGGCGUUGAGGACGCGUACGGCGAGGACAGGGCCACCGAGGAGCAGCUCAUCACGCCAUGGUCAUUCUCCGUCGCAAGCGGGCACUCGCUUCUUCGGGAUCCCCGGCACAACAAGGGGCUGGCCUUCUCCGAGGCGGAGCGUGACGCGCACUACCUGCGGGGCCUGCUCCCUCCGGUCAUCGCGUCCCAGGAGCUCCAGGAGAAGAAGCUCAUGCACAACCUACGCCAGUACACCGUGCCCCUGCAGCGCUACAUCGCCAUGAUGGACCUCCAGGAGAGGAACGAGAGGCUCUUCUACAAGCUCCUCAUCGACAACGUCGAGGAGCUGCUCCCCGUCGUCUACACGCCCGUCGUCGGCGAGGCCUGCCAGAAGUUCGGCAGCAUCUACCGCCGUCCCCAGGGCCUCUAUAUCAGCCUUAAGGACAAGGGUAAGGUCCUUGAGGUGCUCAAGAACUGGCCUGAGAGGAGCAUCCAGGUCAUCGUCGUCACCGACGGCGAGCGCAUCCUGGGGCUCGGAGAUCUGGGUUGUCAGGGAAUGGGGAUUCCUGUUGGUAAACUGUCACUGUACACCGCCCUCGGAGGUGUUCGUCCAUCAGCUUGCCUGCCGAUCACGAUCGAUGUCGGCACCAACAAUGAGACAUUGCUCAACGAUGAGUACUACAUCGGACUCCGGCAACGGCGUGCCACAGGCGAGGAAUACCAUGAGCUUCUUCAAGAGUUCAUGACUGCCGUGAAGCAAAACUAUGGCGAGAAAGUCCUCGUCCAGUUCGAAGACUUUGCCAACCACAAUGCUUUCGACUUGCUUGCCAAGUACAGCAAGAGCCAUCUCGUCUUCAACGACGACAUCCAGGGUACUGCGUCAGUUGUCCUGGCAGGGCUCUUGGCAUCGCUCAAGGUGGUCGGUGGAACUCUGGCAGACCACACCUACCUGUUCCUUGGUGCUGGAGAGGCCGGUACUGGCAUUGCAGAGCUGAUCGCCCUUGAGAUGUCAAAACAUACGGAUACUCCGGUCGACGACUGCCGCAAGAAGAUCUGGCUGGUGGACUCCAAGGGGCUGCUUGUGGAGUCGAGAAAGGAGUCUCUGCAGCACUUCAAGAAGCCAUUCGCGCACGAGCAUGAGCCGAUGAAGACCCUGCUGGAGGCCGUCCAGUCCAUCAAGCCAACUGUGCUGAUCGGAACCUCUGGCGUCGGGAGAACCUUCACCAAAGAAGUGAUCGAGGCCAUGGCCUCGUUCAACGAGAAACCAGUCAUCUUCUCCCUGUCCAACCCGACGUCGCACUCGGAAUGCACAGCCGAGGAAGCUUACACUUGGUCCAAGGGUACCGCGGUGUUCGCUAGCGGCAGCCCGUUCGACCCCGUGGAGUACGAGGGGAAGACGUACGUGCCCGGGCAGUCCAACAACGCCUACGUGUUCCCGGGAUUCGGCCUCGGCGUCGUCAUCUCCGGCGCCAUCCGCGUCCACGACGACAUGCUCCUCGCCGCCUCGGAGGCGCUGGCGGAGCAGGUGAGCCAGGAGAACUUCGACAAGGGGCUCAUCUUCCCGCCCUUCACCAACAUCCGCAAGAUCUCCGCCAACAUCGCCGCCAAGGUGGCCGCCAAAGCCUACGACCUCGGUUUGGCGAGCCGGCUGCCGCGGCCCGACGACCUGGUCAAGUACGCCGAGAGCUGCAUGUACACCCCGCUCUACCGCAGCUACCGGUGAUUCAAGGAACGGACGGACGGACGGACGGACGGGCUCCAGUUUUGCAGCCAGGAGUCCAUCCGUCCAUCCAUUCAUCAAUAAAUCCAGUCCGGCUCAAGCAGCCCAUUGCUGUUUCAUGUAUCCAUGUCGCCCCGUAUACUUAUACAACAAUCGUGAAUUCGUGAUGUCUACUUAAUUUACUGUACUUUUCAAUUAGGGGAUUAAGCGUGCACAUGCACAUGUCUGUCUGUCGGUGUGGAGGUGCUUUGGCGUUGUCGAAUUUUUCUUUUUCAGUUUGAACUAAACGAGUGUAACAGUCAGUCAAUCUGGUAACAUGGGAGUAGCAAGUUUUCCUUUGUGAUCUGUUUUGAGAAGCAAGCAAUACAAUUUUUAAGAGUUUAGUGAUAA
Brachypodium distachyon (stiff brome) is the source of this 2374-nucleotide messenger RNA. RefSeq names its product NADP-dependent malic enzyme, chloroplastic. NCBI's taxonomy places the organism in Eukaryota, Viridiplantae, Streptophyta, Magnoliopsida, Poales, Poaceae. Gene Ontology annotation, cellular component: chloroplast. Gene Ontology annotation, molecular function: NAD binding; malate dehydrogenase (decarboxylating) (NAD+) activity; malate dehydrogenase (decarboxylating) (NADP+) activity. Gene Ontology annotation, biological process: malate metabolic process; pyruvate metabolic process. The record is from RefSeq and is a predicted model, not a curated record. Bases 275 to 1987 code for a protein of 570 amino acids. The transcript is spliced from 12 exons.